Daphnia magna is the source of this 1424-nucleotide messenger RNA. Its product is annotated as WSC domain-containing protein 1. The transcript has 8 exons. NCBI's taxonomy places the organism in Eukaryota, Metazoa, Arthropoda, Branchiopoda, Diplostraca, Daphniidae. The record is from RefSeq and is a predicted model, not a curated record. The coding region runs from base 232 to 1365 and encodes 377 amino acids. Gene Ontology annotation, molecular function: sulfotransferase activity.
AUGAAUUUAGGUUCAUUCUGGCACUAUAUUCAGGCAGACCAACAACGACAUCUUACAGGAUGAUGUGAAGUGAAGUCUUAUGGUAUCCUGCGGCACGUUCUGACACAAUACUUUUGCAAUCCUCUUGCAGGCUGACGCUGUCUAUUGUUUCUCCGCACCUAGCAGUUGAUUGAUCUAGUACGAUUCCUAGAUCAUAUAGACAAGGAGGACUUCUUUCACUGUUAUUUGAUUAUGAAGCCCCAGGCUUUUGUUAUUGCUUCGAGCCGUGCUUUGCCAGGGAAUCACCGAGGCACAAGACACGUGAUGACGAACGUCCGUCGAAUUCUGAACUUGGUUUGCGCGUCGAUGGUCGGCUUGUUGUUGAUGGCCAUCACGUCUUUUCUGUACUCUUUGCAUGUCUUGGAGCUCAGAUGGAUGUCCAGAUUACAGGCCGUCGCUGACGUGAGACGAGACCAAUUUUCAUUUCCAGCCCAUCCGGUCAACGUGGAAACGACCAGCUAUCCAUGGGUAGGAGAUCCUACCUGCCAACACCAUGCCGUCCAGUUUGCAAAGAACCAGUCUCGCCCCAAAUGGGCGUUGACAUCUUUUCCUGGGAGCGGAGUAACGUGGACCCGUCAGCUGAUUGAAGGUGUAACAGGAAUCUACACAGGAACUGCUCACGGAUCCAAUGAACCUCCCAUCGUAUCAACAGGGCACUACGGCAAUUGGGCGGAUUUGAACUGCGACUGCACGAUACUCAUCAAGGAUCACGAUGGCACGAGCGCGAAUAAUAUCCUUGAUUAUUUGGAAACAACGUCAAACUUAACCAGUAAUCCAGCAUGGAGGGAUUAUUACCAACAUCGUGGAAUCCUUCUGAUCCGGAAUCCCAUUGACACUCUGUUUACCUACGCUCAUUACCUGUUGAGUGGAAACGAUCAGAAAGGGACGGGAAGGCCUGAAGAUUUCGCAGGUCCUCACUGGGAUGAGCACGUUGAUUACGUGGCAUUCGCCUGGGCGGAUCACGCGGAACGCUGGAUUCAAAACAUCAAAGAAGGGACGGUCGUUUUCUACGAACGGCUUUUACAAGACACUGAGAAUGAACUGAGACGUUUAUUAAAAGCCAUUCAUUUCACCGAUCCCAAUCGUCCACCUGUCGAUCCGGAACGGAUGCGUUGCACUCUGCAACACAAGAAUCGUUCGGAUCGCAAGCGCACUAAAAAACUCACGGUUCCACUUUCAUCGAAACAUUACGCCAAAUUGAUGUCUUCCAUCGACAAAGUACAACGAAUGCUUUUGAAAAAAGGUUGGCCCCCACUUCCCAUCGAUCUCUACGACCUCCGCAAACCGGAUGUUACACCAGCCGCAUUGCAACAUUACAAAGAGUGAAACACAUCAAUGACAUGAAUUGUUUAAAAGAAAAUAAAAAUAAAUUGGUUGACGGUUAA